Molecule: messenger RNA, 1936 nt
Organism: Xyrauchen texanus (razorback sucker)
Lineage: Eukaryota; Metazoa; Chordata; Actinopteri; Cypriniformes; Catostomidae
Product: 6-phosphogluconate dehydrogenase, decarboxylating-like
Exons: 13
Coding region: 35-1573 (512 amino acids)
Biological process (GO): pentose-phosphate shunt, oxidative branch; pentose-phosphate shunt
Cellular component (GO): cytosol
Molecular function (GO): phosphogluconate dehydrogenase (decarboxylating) activity; NADP binding
Source: RefSeq, a predicted model, not a curated record
CAGGCGUGUUCACUGGGAGUUGAUUAGGUCGUGAAUGAGGAAGUUCAUCAGAAACGGUGCUGUAGGAGUAGCUAAAACCCUUAUCGAAAGUGUCAUUUUAAGACGGAAUCUGCCUUCAAACAUGGCUCAAGCGGAUAUUGCUUUGAUUGGUUUGGCUGUGAUGGGCCAGAAUCUGAUCUUGAACAUGAAUGACCAUGGAUUUGUGGUCUGUGCGUACAACAGGACUGUGUCCAAGGUCCAUGACUUUUUACAGAAUGAAGCCAAAGGCACUAAUGUUAUCGGGGCCGAGUCACUCGAAGAUAUGGUUUCUAAACUCAAGAAACCUCGCCGCAUCCUCCUCCUCGUCAAAGCAGGACAGGCUGUCGAUGACUUCAUCGAUAAACUGGUUCCUCUUCUUGAGCCUGGUGACAUCAUCAUUGAUGGUGGAAAUUCAGAGUACAGAGAUACAACAAGACGUUGUAAGAGCCUGAAGGAGAAAAAUCUGCUGUUUGUGGGGAGUGGAGUGAGUGGAGGAGAGGAAGGGGCUCGAUAUGGACCCUCAUUAAUGCCAGGUGGACAAAAGGAGGCCUGGCCAUAUAUUAAAGAUAUUUUUCAGAGUAUUGCUGCCAAAGUUGGCACAGGGGAGCCCUGCUGUGACUGGGUCGGAGAUGAAGGAGCAGGACACUUUGUUAAGAUGGUUCAUAACGGUAUUGAGUAUGGUGACAUGCAGCUGAUCUGUGAGGCCUAUCAUCUGAUGAAGGAUGUGCUGUGUAUGGACCAUGAUGAAAUGGCACAGGCCUUCGAUCAGUGGAAUAAGACAGAGCUGGACUCUUUUCUCAUUGAGAUCACUGCAAAUAUCCUGAAGUUCAAGGACACAGAUGGCUCUCACCUGCUGCCUAAAAUCAGAGACAGUGCGGGGCAGAAAGGCACAGGGAAAUGGACGGCCAUAUCCGCUUUGGAAUACGGCACACCUGUCACAUUGAUCGGGGAGGCUGUCUUUGCCAGAUGUCUCUCAUCUCUGAAGGAUGAAAGGGUUCAGGCCAGUAAGAGCCUCACUGGCCCCCAGGGUGUCAAGUUCACUGGAAACAAAGCACAGUUCCUUGAAGACAUUAGAAAGGCUUUGUACGCCUCAAAGAUAAUUUCAUAUACUCAAGGCUUCAUGCUGCUUCGGCAGGCUGCUAAAGAGUUCGGCUGGUCUCUGAACUAUGGUGCUAUUGCCCUGAUGUGGAGAGGAGGCUGCAUCAUUCGCAGUGUUUUCUUGGGAAAAAUCAAGGAAGCGUUUGACCGGGAUUCAGAGCUGCAGAGUUUGCUGCUGGAUAACUUUUUCAGUAACGCUGUACAGGAGUGUCAGGACUCCUGGCGUAGGGUAGUAAGUACAGGUGUACAGCAGGGAAUCCCCAUGCCAUCUUUCACCACCGCACUGUCAUUCUAUGAUGGCUACAGACACGAGAAGCUCCCAGCCAACCUGCUGCAGGCACAGAGGGACUACUUUGGUGCCCACACUUACGAGCUUCUGUCAAACCCUGGCCAUUUCAUCCACACUAACUGGACUGGCCACGGAGGAAAAGUGUCAUCAUCAUCCUAUAACGCCUAAAACAAGAGUCCUGUUAGACUAAACAGCAGAGAAAACCAUCUCCACAAGAUGCAGGUCCAGAGCAGCUGAACACAUUCCUUCAAAAAUCAUAGUAAAGUUAUUUUUAAAGAGUGUUACAUUUAUAUUUAAAAUGAAUCCUAGUGUGUACUCUGUUUGUGAGACAUUUCUUGUAGUUUUACGGUCCUCUGUCGCAAUACAACAUUUUUGAGAGAGAGUGUUGUUUCUGAGAUUAUUCCUGCUGUUGGCUUGUCUCUCAGUCACGUUUUGCCCCGGAGUUCACAGCAUUAAACCUGGAUUAUGGUUAACCAUUGCACUGCAUUAGGCUAAAUAAAGAUUUCAAUCCCUUUUUAAUUAGAUUUUGUC